This is a messenger RNA of Polyodon spathula (Mississippi paddlefish), 2764 nucleotides long. RefSeq names its product glucosidase II alpha subunit b (gene ganabb). NCBI's taxonomy places the organism in Eukaryota, Metazoa, Chordata, Actinopteri, Acipenseriformes, Polyodontidae. Gene Ontology annotation, biological process: N-glycan processing; carbohydrate metabolic process. The transcript is spliced from 23 exons. Bases 59 to 2749 code for a protein of 896 amino acids. Gene Ontology annotation, molecular function: glucan 1,3-alpha-glucosidase activity; carbohydrate binding. The record is from RefSeq and is a predicted model, not a curated record. Gene Ontology annotation, cellular component: glucosidase II complex.
GUCGGUGCCAGGACUGUGUGGUAAAGAGAGUGAGGGCAGAGGGGAGCGCUGAGUCAAGAUGGCUGUGGUCUCAGAGAGGCUGCGGUUCUUGUUUCUAGCAUGGAUUUCCAUGUGCAUCGCGAUCACGCAGUGUGUGGACAGAAGCAACUUCAAAACUUGCAGUCAGAGUGCGUUCUGCAAACGCCAGAGGAACGUGAAGCCGGGAAACUCUCCCUACAGAGCUGUGCUGGACACACUGGAGCUGACUGAGAACAGCAUGAAACUGCAGCUCCUCAACACUGUGAAUAAGGUUCCGUUGCUCCUCGAGGUGUCUGGGCUGGAGGGGAACAUGAUCCGGGUCCGAAUCAACGAGCUCAAACCGCUGAGGCCCCGCUACGAGGUUCCAGACGUCCUUGUCAAAGAGCCGCCCACCGUCCCCCUGGCGCUGGUGUCCCGGGACGAGGGCAGUGUGGAGGUAUCUCUCAGCAGCCCGGAUCAGAGGCUGGUACUGACAGCCGAGCCCUUCCGCCUGGACGUGCUGGCGGGGAGGGAGCUGCUCCUGAGUGUCAACUCCCGCGGGCUGCUGGUCUUCGAGCAUCUGAGACAGCGCAAGGACACUUUCAUGGCUAAAGUUAGUAGCGCAGUGGGUAGCGCGUGGGACACGAUCAGGAACGUGUUCUCUAGCAGCUCGAGGAAUCAAGAAGAGGGAGAGGAGAAGGCAGAUGAUAUCGAACCUGCAGCCGAGCAAACAGAGGACAAGGCAGAGGCUGAGAGAGUGCAGGCGGAGGAGAAUGAAGAAGGGAUGUGGGAGGAAACAUUUAAGACUCACACGGACAGCAAGCCUAACGGUCCCACCUCGAUCAGUCUCGAUUUCUCUCUGCCCGGAGUUGAGAACGUGUAUGGGAUUCCCGAACACGCAGACUCCCUCAAACUCAAGACCACAGACAGUGGGGAUCCGUAUCGGCUCUUCAAUCUGGAUGUGUUUCAGUAUGAGCUCCACAACCCCAUGGCUCUGUAUGGGGCCGUGCCUGUCCUGCUGGCCCACACCGCUCUCCGCACCCUGGGCAUCUUCUGGCUGAACGCAGCCGAGACCUGGGUGGAUAUCAGCUCCAAUACAGCUGGCAAGACUGUGCUGGGUAAGGUGCUGGAUUAUGUGCAGGGCUCCAGCGAGGAGCCCCAGACAGACGUGCGCUGGAUCUCCGAGAGCGGCAUCAUCGACGCCUUCAUUCUGCUGGGACCCAAACCCACCGACGUCUUCCGCCAGUACGCCUCCCUCACAGGCACACAGGCGCUCCCACCCCUCUUCUCCCUGGCCUAUCACCAGUGUCGCUGGAACUACAAUGACGAGGAGGACGUGCGAUCGGUGGACUCUGGGUUCGACCAGCACGAUAUCCCUUGUGACGUGAUCUGGCUGGACAUAGAACACACGGACGGCAAACGCUACUUCACCUGGGACCCCAACAGGUUCCCCUCGCCCCGGGACAUGCAGCAAGGGCUGCAGGCCAAGAGACGCAAGAUGGUCGCUAUCGUGGACCCCCACAUCAAGGUGGACAGCGACUACAAAAUCCACAAGGAGGUCCGGUCCCGCGGCUUCUACACCAAGACCAAAGACGGCAGCGACUACGAGGGCUGGUGCUGGCCAGGGACCGCAGGGUACCCCGACUUCACGGACCCCGAGAUGCGCUCCUGGUGGUCCAGCAUGUUCUCCUACGAUCAGUACGAGGGCUCCACGGAGAACCUCUACAUCUGGAAUGACAUGAACGAACCGUCCGUGUUCAACGGGCCCGAGGUCACCAUGCACAAAGAUGCCGUGCACAAGGGGGGCUGGGAGAACCGGGACGUGCACAAUCUCUACGGCUUCUACGUGCAAAUGGCCACCGCAGAAGGGCAGGUUCGCCGGUCUGGAGGCACAGAGCGACCCUUCGUGCUGAGCAGAGCGUUUUUCGCGGGAUCGCAGCGAUACGGCGCGGUGUGGACAGGGGACAACGCUGCGGAGUGGGAUCAUCUCCGGAUCUCCCUCCCGAUGUGUCUGAGCCUGGGCCUGGCUGGGAUCUCCUUCGCUGGGGCGGACGUGGGCGGGUUCUUCAAGACCCCCGACCCACAGCUCCUGGUCCGCUGGUACCAGACCGGCUCCUACCAGCCUUUAUUCCGCAGCCACGCCCACCUGGACACGCCCCGGCGCGAGCCCUGGCUGUUCGGGGACGAGAACACCUGGCUGAUCCGCGAGGCGGUGCGCCAGAGAUAUGCUCUGCUUCCCUUCUGGUACACCCUGUUCUACCAGACCUACCGCACCGGGGAGCCCGUCAUGAGACCCCUCUGGGUGGAGUACCCUGCUGACGUCUCCACGUUCGCCAUCGAUGACGAGUACAUGCUGGGGGGAGCGUUGCUGGUGCACCCGGUCACUGAGGAGGGAGCAAAGGGUGUCACAGCCUACCUGCCUGGGAAAGGAGAGGUCUGGUAUGAUGUCCACACUUAUCAGAAGCACAUCGCCCCCCAGCACCUCUACAUCCCGGUGACCAUGAGCUCAAUCCCCGUGUUCCAGCGAGGCGGCACAGUUAUCCCGCGCAAGGAUCGUGUGCGCCGCUCCUCGGAGUGCAUGACUGACGACCCCUACACACUCUACGUGGCUCUGAGUCCACAGAACUCUGCCAGCGGGGAGCUCUUUGUGGACGACGGGCACACGUUCAGCUUCGAGACCAAGAACCAAUACAUCCACCGCAGGUUCACCUUCGCGAACAACUCCCUGACUUCCAGGUAUUAUUAUUACUAGGAGAUUAAUAAUCAG